Acaulospora morrowiae is the source of this 1902-nucleotide messenger RNA. Lineage: Eukaryota; Fungi; Glomeromycota; Glomeromycetes; Diversisporales; Acaulosporaceae. The record is from the annotation of a GenBank genome assembly.
AUGUCAUGCUCUCAUUGUGGCGAAAACCGAAUUGAAUACGACUCCGCUGCUGGGCACGCGUUCUGUGCAAAGUGUGGUUAUGUUGUGGAAGAAAGCAAAAUCGUUGCAGAGGUUACUUUUGGUGAAAGCGCGUCGGGUGCAGCCAUUUUACAAGGGUCAUAUAUUGGAGCUGAUCAAAGGAGAGUUAGAACAGCAGGGCCAUACCGAAGAAACUCAAGCUUAGAUUCGAGAGAACAGACCAUUGCUAAUGGGAGACGGCAAAUACAAGCUCUAGCUACUGCCCUACGACUUUCUGAUCACCUGAUGGAAGCAGCACAGAGAUACUUUAACCUCGCAAUAACAAAUAAUUUUAUCCAAGGUCGAAAGACACAGCAUGUCAUCGCAGCUUGUCUCUAUAUUGUGUGUCGCACGGAGAAAACAUGUCAUAUGUUAAUUGACUUUUCCGACAUUUUACAAGUAAAUGUUUUUACUCUCGGAUCAACAUUCUUAAAAUUGGUAAAUACACUUCAUCUUGUGCUUCCAUUGAUAGACCCAUCCAUUUAUAUUUCGCGAUUCGCCUCAAUGUUGGAAUUUGGAGAAGAAACUAGUCGUGUGGUUACAGAUGCAUCUAGACUAUGUGCGCGGAUGGGACGAGAUUGGAUGCAAACUGGUAGGCGACCUGCGGGGAUUUGUGGGGCAUGUUUGUUAAUUGCGGCAAGAAUGAAUAACUUUAGGAGGAGUGUGAAAGAAGUGAUUGCCGUAGUAAAAACUGCGGACGUCACAAUUAAAAGAAGGCAUGAAGCUUGUUAUAUUUUAGUGAUUGAAGAGUUCAAAGAAACACCCACAGCAAAACUUUCAGUGCAAGAUUUUAGAGUUGUAUGGCUUGAGCAGCAAAGCGAUCCGCCUGCAUUUACAAAAGCUCGGAAAGCAGAAAAAAAUAUGAUUGGAAAACGAAAUCAAAUUACAUCUAUUUCUGAUUCAUUAUCAAGAGAGAAGGGUGAUGACGACAGUGAAACUCUGAUUGAUUCUUCUCAUGGAGAAAUAGUUGCUAAAAAAAGAAAGGGAAAGAACGAUGACAUUGAUGGAGAAGAGUCAAAUACCGAGAAAGAGAAUGAUGUGGAGAUAAUCGAAAACUUAAGCGAAAAUCAAAGUGAACGUAAUCCAGUUGAAGAGCAGAUAGAAAAAGAAUUAGAGGAAGAAAUGAAUUCCUAUCUCAAUGAUCCAAAUCUAAAAAAGAUUAGUUCUGAAAUGGCAGAAGAAUCCAAUAAGAGGAGCUCAAAUAAAGAUCAAUCAGAAAAUGAUAAGCUGGAUAAUGAAGAAAUAGGUUCUGAUUUUGACGAUGAUGAAAUAAGCAAUGUUAUUUUGUCUGAGGAGGAAGUAAAAAUAAAAACUCAGGUGUGGAUGGAUAUGAAUCGCGAGUAUCUAAAAGAAGUUGAAGAGAAAAGGAAAAAACAAGAAAUGGAUCGAGCAAACGGAAUAGGUGUUCGUAGACAUAAGCGUCCUCGAAAAGGAAAAUCUGAUGAACAUGCAGUGGCAAGCACUCCAGCAGAAGCUGCGAGAAGAUUAUUUGAAGAAAGAAAUCUUUCAAAGAAGAUCAACUUCAAAGUUUUGGAUUCCUUGUUUGACAAUAUACCUGAUAGCAUACCUAAUACCCCAACUUCUUGGAGAGAUUAUGACCCUACCAGUGUUAGUGGUUCAGGUAUCGCGCGUAGUAGUACUCCUGCUAGUUCGAGGUGGGAUGAUGAGGAAAAAACUUAUGAAUGGGAUAAUCUACCGAUUUUAAAACUGAAAAGCGCAGAUGCAGUACACGGUACAUCAGAUUAUGACGAAUAUGAGGAUUACAACGCACAAGAGUCGUACGAAUAUGAAAACAAUAAUUAUUAUGCGGGGGAGGAUUAUUAUGAUUUCAAUGAGUAUGAAUAG